Cuscuta campestris is the source of this 1870-nucleotide messenger RNA. Lineage: Eukaryota; Viridiplantae; Streptophyta; Magnoliopsida; Solanales; Convolvulaceae. The record is from the annotation of a GenBank genome assembly.
AUAGCCACUCAACUCAGCACAUUGAAGGGAUUCUUCAACUGGGCAACAAGAGAUAAAUUCAAGAAUCGACGAGCAGAGAUCUUCAAAGAACUGAGCUUCUUUUCUACCCAGAAAUAUCAUUUUGCUAGGGAGAUGAAGUUAGAUUUGCAGAACGCUGAAAUCCCAAAAGACGAGAGCAGUUGACACUUGAUAUAGUCCAUUUCAGCUAUGAAUUCCUUUCUCUCAGAUUUGCAGUCGAAAAUUGGAAAGUCUAUGGAGACAAACUUUAAAAGGCUGAGAGGUGAUGGAGACGCGUUAAUGGAAUCAAUGGUCUUAGAUGUUGAUCUAGAGAAGCAAAUGCAACCAUGGAAAGAUGAUCCUACAUGGACUGAUCAUCCUCCACACAUAGAGGUGACCGUACCUAAGGGUUCUCUAUGCAAACUGAACUUGAAAGUCGACGUUGGAUUGCCACCGGAUGCGGUUUUCAACAUUGUAACUGACCCUGAAAAUAAGAAGGUUUUCAAAAACAUUCAGAAAGUGAUAUCAAGGAAGGUAUUGGUUGAUGAAGGAUCAAGGCAGGUUGUGGAACUGGAACAAGCUGCAUUGUGGAAAUUCCUUUGGUGGUCGGGAACGAUAUCAGUCCAUGUCUUAGUAGACCAGAAUAGAGAAGAUCGCACGAUGAAAUUCAAGCAAGUGAAAGGUGGGUUCAUGAAAAAGUUUGAGGGUUGUUGGAGAGUGGAACCCCUACUUGUUGAUGAAGAACUAUGCCAUCCAUUUCGACCUCAGAAUGUGAGCGAUUAUCUUUCGUGCACAAAAGGAAAAGGGCGGAUUGGGUCAAAGUUGAGCUUGGAGCAACUGAUUGAGCCCGCCCUUCUUCCUCCCGCACCCAUUUCUGGGUACAUUAGAGGGAUUGCAACCAAGACGACCGAGAUGAUAAUAAGUGACUUGUUAGCUGAGUCUGCUCAGAUCCGAAGAUCUUCUCAAGGCGAAUUUGAGAGCUUGAAAAGCUCUGGCGAUUCGCGAGAUGAUAAUUUGGGGGACAUUAAGGAGAGGUGGGCGUCGAAGAGAAGAAAUGGAAGGAAUCGUAGUGGUAGAAGAUCGUCUUUCGAUGAUUCUUCCAAGUGAAUGAUUUUUUGUAUGGACCUAAGGUUCAUAUGAGAAAGAAACAUGUAUCUUCUCACAUAAAGGGAAAUACUAUAACCGAGGAUGACACCAAGGUUGACAACCACGCCAGACACUAAUUGUGUGUGAGACACUAGCGAUGUCAAUCUUCGUAUCUUCUAUAGUGUGGACACCAAAAGAGCAUUUGUCUUACAAGUAGUUCAUGUAAUUUUUUUAUUCUUCUGUUAGAUGAAAUUCAAGCAAGUGAAAGGUGGGUUCAUGAAAAAGUUUGAGGGUUGUUGGAGAGUGGAACCCCUACUUGUUGAUGAAGAACUAUGCCAUCCAUUUCGACCUCAGAAUGUGACCGAUUAUCUUUCGUGCACAAAAGGAAAAGGGCGGAUUGGGUCAAAGUUGAGCUUGGAGCAACUGAUUGAGCCCGCCCUUCUUCCUCCCGCACCCAUUUCUGGGUACAUUAGAGGGAUUGCAACCAAGACGACCGAGAUGAUAAUAAGUGACUUGUUAGCUGAGUCUGCUCAGAUCCGAAGAUCUUCUCAAGGCGAAUUUGAGAGCUUGAAAAGCUCUGGCGAUUCGCGAGAUGAUAAUUUGUGGGACAUUAAGGAGAGGUGGGCGUCGAAGAGAAGAAAUGGAAGGAAUCGUAGUGGUAGAUCGUCUUUCGAUGAUUCUUCCAAGUGAAUGAUUUUUUGUAUGAUGAAUUUUUGUAUGGACCUAAGGUUCAUAUGAGAAAGAAACAUGUAUCUUCUUACAUAAAUAAUAUAAGAGUAAAUUAUUA